CUUGGAAUCUGUCCUUCCCUCCCAACGCCAGGUUAAAAACCUCAGCAGCACGUGCUGUUUGCAAAACUGCCUGCCACCGACCAGAGAUCUCACUCACGAGGGGAGCCAGCAUGUCGACUGUGGUCCUGGAGAACGGAAGCCCUGGCAGGAAACUCUCUGAGGGACAGGAAACAAGCUAUAUUGAAGACAACUCCAAUCAAAAUGGUGCCAUAUCACUGAUCUUCUCACUCAAAGAAGAAGUUGGUGCCCUGGCCAAAGUCUUGCGCUUAUUUGAGGAGAAUGAUAUAAACCUGACCCACAUUGAAUCCAGACCUUCACGCCUAAAGAAAGAUGAAUAUGAAUUUUUUACCUAUCUGGAUAAACAUAGCAUUCCUGUCCUGGCAAACAUCAUCAAGAUUUUGAGGUAUGACAUCGGUGCCACUGUCCAUGAGCUUUCUCGGGAUAAGACAAAAGACACAGUGCCCUGGUUCCCAAGAACCAUCCAAGAGCUUGACAGAUUUGCCAAUCAGAUUCUCAGCUAUGGAGCAGAACUGGAUGCAGACCAUCCUGGUUUUAAAGAUCCUGUGUAUCGAGCAAGACGGAAACAGUUUGCUGACAUUGCCUACAACUACAGACAUGGUCAGCCCAUCCCUCAAGUGCAAUACACGGAAGAAGAAAAGAAAACAUGGGGGACGGUAUUCAGGACCCUGAAGUCCUUGUAUAAAACCCAUGCUUGCUAUGAGCACAAUCACAUCUUCCCACUUCUGGAAAAGUACUGUGGCUUCCGUGAAGAUAACAUUCCACAGCUGGAAGAGGUUUCUCAAUUUCUUCAGAGUUGCACUGGAUUCCGCCUCCGACCUGUGGCUGGCCUGCUUUCCUCCCGGGAUUUCUUGGGUGGCCUGGCCUUCCGAGUCUUCCACUGCACUCAGUACAUCAGACAUGGGUCCAAACCCAUGUAUACACCUGAACCUGACAUCUGCCAUGAACUGUUGGGACACGUACCCUUGUUUUCAGAUCGCAGCUUUGCUCAGUUUUCCCAGGAAAUUGGCCUUGCCUCUCUGGGUGCCCCUGAUGAGUACAUUGAGAAACUCGCCACAAUUUACUGGUUUACUGUGGAGUUUGGCCUCUGCAAACAAGGAGACUCCAUAAAGGCCUAUGGUGCUGGGCUCCUGUCAUCUUUUGGUGAAUUACAGUACUGUUUGUCUGGCAAGCCAAAACUCCUCCCCCUGGAGUUGGAGAAGACAGCCACCCAGGAGUACACUGUCACAGAGUUCCAGCCCCUCUAUUAUGUGGCUGAGAGUUUUAAUGAUGCAAAGGAGAAAGUGAGGAACUUUGCUGCUACAAUCCCACGGCCCUUCUCAGUUCGUUAUGACCCAUACACUCAAAGGAUUGAGGUCUUGGACAAUACGGAGCAGCUUAAGAUUUUGGCCGACUCCAUCAACAGUGAAGUUGGAAUCCUUUGUAGUGCCCUCCAGAAAAUAAAGUGAAACCAUGGACAAAACCUGUCAACUGAGAAUCUGUUGAUAGAAAUCUGUUGAUGGAAAUUUCAUUUCAUCUGAAAAAGUUUGAAAAGUAAACCUUAAUUUGAAUUGACAGCCUUAAAUCUUUUUUGGAACAAGAUGGAGGAUGAACAAAUAAAUCAAAAUAACUUGAAAUGACAGCAUAUUAAUGCAUAUCCAAAAGCAUAAUCUUCUGGGGUCAUCUUUGAUUUAGAGAUGAUAAUCCCAUAUUCUCAAUUCAGUUAAAGUCAAUAAUCUGUCACCUUUCAUCAACAUUAAUUAAAAUUGGGAACUGAUUUACUCAAGCUUCAUAUAUGCUUUUGUUAUUGGCCAUAGAGAAUUCCUAAAGGAAUACAUAUCACUCAAUAUAAAACACAAGCCUCUUAUUAGAAUUGAAUUUGUUGAUUUAAUAUAAAUUUAACUUACAAAAGUCAUUUUCUGUUUCAGUAAACUAUAAUUCUAAUUAUUGUUGUGUUUUACUCAUGUAAUUUCCUUUAAUUCAAGAGCUCAUUAAAAUAGUUAUAAAUAUUGAAGUUCAUAACAUAA
Lutra lutra (Eurasian river otter) is the source of this 2024-nucleotide messenger RNA. RefSeq names its product phenylalanine hydroxylase (gene PAH). The record is from RefSeq and is a predicted model, not a curated record. Bases 111 to 1466 code for a protein of 451 amino acids. Gene Ontology annotation, biological process: L-phenylalanine catabolic process; L-tyrosine biosynthetic process. The transcript is spliced from 13 exons. Lineage: Eukaryota; Metazoa; Chordata; Mammalia; Carnivora; Mustelidae. Gene Ontology annotation, molecular function: iron ion binding; phenylalanine 4-monooxygenase activity.